Messenger RNA from Medioppia subpectinata, 1208 nucleotides. Lineage: Eukaryota; Metazoa; Arthropoda; Arachnida; Sarcoptiformes; Oppiidae. The record is from the annotation of a GenBank genome assembly.
AUGAAGAUCGAAGUGAAUAGAAAAUUGAGAGAGAAAUAUAAAAACAAAUCCAUAAUCAAUACAUUACUCUUAUUAAGCAAAACGUCCGAUACUUUGCGUAAUUCAAUAAUCAGUGAACUGGAAGUGCCUUUAAGUACUGACAGCCAGUCUUCGUCUCCGGGCGACGGAACUGAUACUAACAGUUCCCACACAACCACCACAACAGCCAUCAGUGGUGACAAAAUACCCGAAGACUUAGAUUUGCAACUGUUUUCAUUAGACCAAAAGCUAUACAACAGCUCCGAUGGCAUCGAUUUUGGCCACAAUCACCACAUUAUCAACAAUUACCACAAGAACACCGAAGAAUACGACCGUUCGCUGCCUCUCAUCGCCCGACAGAUAGCCGUAAACGAGAUGAACGACUCGGAGGUGAAUAUACUGAAAGAGCUAUACGAGGCCACAGUUGUGCUCAGACACCCGUCAUUAGACACCGUCAAAGAGAUCACUGACUUCGAGGAGCUGAAGACAGCGACCACUUCCAAGUUUGAGUACGAGAUCCGCAAUUUGAUCAAAAUGUGCAAACAGUUGAACGCGUUUCACGGCAUCUGCGAAGAGGACAAGAUAUCGCUACUGAAGUACCGGUGCUUUGAAGUGAUUUUGUUGCGAACGAUCACUAUAUUUGACUUCCAGUCCAACGACUUCAAGAUGUUUGCCGACGAGAGCACUUCAAUAGUGUUCAAAAUAGACUUAAUUAAACACACAAAACGAGGCCUCUAUUCAGAACUCAACGAGUAUUUGCGAUUUAUUGGCCCGGAAUGGGAUUCAGACCCCAUUAUACUCGAAACGUUGAUGGUUAUAUCGCUAUUCAACCCCAACUGUCCAAACCUCAUACACAGGGAAGUUGUGAAGUUUCAACAGCAACUGUAUAUGCGUUUACUUCACCGCUAUUUAAGGCACAGAUAUCGGACGGAAAGCGAUAGGAAAUACAUGAAACUCAUGAAUACGGUUACCUUUGCCAACACAUUGGGCCACAAACAACGGGGUAAUGUCACCGAUCGUGGUCUCGGCUCCUGCGGACAACUUAUCGCCGAAAUUCUCGACCUCAAGGCUUAACCAAUACCUCAUUUGAUGGUUAAUUGAUUGAUUAAUAUACUGUACAUCUAAACCAUAUGACCACAUGCUAUCAAAUUACCAUGAUCACUGUUGAAGACAUCACACCCGCCGGUCUC